Micropterus dolomieu (smallmouth bass) is the source of this 3982-nucleotide messenger RNA. RefSeq names its product peroxisome proliferator-activated receptor gamma coactivator-related protein 1-like. Gene Ontology annotation, molecular function: RNA binding; transcription factor binding. NCBI's taxonomy places the organism in Eukaryota, Metazoa, Chordata, Actinopteri, Centrarchiformes, Centrarchidae. The record is from RefSeq and is a predicted model, not a curated record. Gene Ontology annotation, cellular component: nucleus. The transcript is spliced from 11 exons. Bases 57 to 3671 code for a protein of 1204 amino acids. Gene Ontology annotation, biological process: positive regulation of transcription by RNA polymerase II.
CUGCGUGCUGCGUCCAUGCGGUGACCACGUGUCUCCGUCCGGCCUGUCAGCGGACCAUGUGGAGCAGCAAGAUGGCGGCGCGGUGGAGGGGGGAAGACGGGGAUUUAAAUGCCGGCAACAGCGAUUUUCUGCCCAGCAACAUUCCCAACGAGUUUGUCCCUAGUCAACGUGACGUGGAAGCCGUGGAGGUGGACGUGCAAUCCUGCAUGGAUCACUCAAUCCUGGCCAUUUUUGAAGACUCCACUGUUGCAGCAGAGGGUAAGAGUGGGGUGGAGGAAGAGAGUGAGACCCUGCUGUCGGCCCUGACUGAGAUGCUGGACAGUGUGGAGGAUGAUGAUGGGACUCCCUUCGACACCCUGCCAGACACCAAGCUCCUUGCCCACCCGGAGUGCAGGGACAACUCAGUGGAACCGUUGCUUGCUGACAGACUUAGACCAAGAUCCAAAUCACCAAAUGUAACAUUCACAAUUAAGAUUGAAGAAGAAAAGAAAGAUGAAUGCAAAAUAAAGAGGAGCAGCCCCCCACAGCUGUCAACAUUGUUUCACUCCAAAACUAAGAAGGCGGUGGCUGAAGUCGAGCUCCUCACCUCAACGUCGCUCGUCAACCUGGUGAGGAUCAUGCACCCCUACUGUCUGCAGCUGCAUGUGGAAGAGGAGGGAGAUAAACUGAGAGAGCAUGCAUUAUUCUCUCGGGAAGAGGUGUGGAAGUACGAAAGACCCACCGAAGAGUGUGAUGAAGAGAUCAAUGUUGUGUCUGAUGACGAGGUAACUGUGAAAGAGACAAAGGAGGAAGAAGAGGGAGAUGAAAAGAGUGAUGGGGGUAAACUCUUAAAGAGUGUGUUGCUGAAUGGAAACUCACUCAGAGCUCCACCAUCCAGAGAGAAGAAGAGGGUGAGCUUUGGCCACGUUCAAGUGGCUUCAAUUGAUGAAUCGGAGGAAAAGGGAUUGAAUGGGAAAAAUCUAACAAGUGGGCUCACAAGUGAAAUGGUGUCGGUUCCAAUGAGCAGCACAAAAGCUCUUGAAAAUCCAGCUGGCUCCGCACCUGAACCCCAAACACAUUCCUCAGAAGUGAAGAGUAACGAUGAUCAGGUUCUGCCACCUAAAGGUGAGACAAAGGUCAAGUCACUCAGCCUCCAGCAGUACAGACAGCUGCGUCAAAAGAGACAGCCCCUGGUGGAGAAACAGAGGAACUACACCACCAAGUGGCCCUCUGUCCCUGAGCCGCCCAUGGAGCUGACCCCCAUCCUCUGUUUACAGGGACAAAGACAAAACAGCUGUGCACCAAAGAAAGCACACCACUGUCCAGAUGGUAGAGGAAGGGGUGCCGAUCAGCUCCAUAGAUCUCGUACUCCUGGGUAUAAGACCCAUCGCACCUCUGCUCCACCCAGGCCUCAGCUGUCAGAGGCCAAACCAUCCACUCAUCUACAUCGCAGCGCAUUGAAGCGCCCAAGGACUGAAUCCCAAAUCCUCUCAUAUGCUAGUCCUCUGUCAGACAUCACCGCUAACACAAAGGUGACUGUGUCUGAAAGCAAAAUAAGUCCAGUGAAGAAACCAACACUGCUCAGCAGUGAUCCCCCGAAUCCUGUCCUCCUCCCCCUUCCAGUUAACCACACAACAUCCCCAUCCUCUGACCUCUCCUCAUCAGAGUCCAAAGUGGAGUUCCUCAACAACAGAGACUCCAAACUUGACGGCACCAGGCACUUAGAAGAAAUCCAAAAUGACUCCUCAGGCACAUCUGAAUCACAACAGCAGUCAUCCUCCUCAUGGCCAAAGUCAGAGGUGUCGUUACUAAACCAGGACUGCACUCCCCUGUUUCAGGAAAUGAAAAACGAGUUUACUGAGAUAGAUUCAGGUAUCUCCUCAAGAUCUCCAGCACUGUGCGCAACCACAACCGAAUCUUCCUCAAGGAGCGAGAAACUACAACCUCAAAAACGCAGCCUGAACUUGACGAAAGAAACCACGCUGGAACCAAAGACUCCUCUGUCACCAAGUCCAGAUACAGUGUCGCACAUAGAGGCUCCUCCCGGUAAACCCCGGCCUGAGGAACCAUCACCCAUUCUUCAGUUGGGCUGUAGCGUGCAGAGUGCAACACCUGACUCAGGAAUUGAAGCGCCUGAUCUGACCAGCCUGCUGCAGCAGUUUGAGGAAACACAAGCUAAAGAGGAGAGUGUGUGUGAGCCUGAACCUGUUAGUGCUACUAACCCACCAUCAGAUGGACACUUGGACAGAACUCAGCCUGUAGGAACAGAAAGAGCAUCCAGAUUAGUACUGACACCCCCUGUGGGGCCACUUAAAGCUUUAAGCACUUCAGAAUCACCUGGCUCUCCAAAAACCCUCAGGAAUUUACCACAUCUUCAGAUGUUGAACAUCCCAGAGCCCCUCGGCACUGACGUCAUCCUCAGCACUCAACACAAUCUGCCAGCAAGACGCAGAAAUCCUCUAUCCAAGGCCAUUCAGAUAAUCGACCCCCGUCCUCUACCGUCCAAGAAGACACACACAAACCUCUCAGAGUUCCCCGCGGCUCACACCUCUGCACACAUUUAUUCUUCUGUAUCCUCUGAUCACGAUUACUGCGAGCCUGUAUACCGUACUCAGCGUAGCAGAGCCACUAAACUGAAGGAUGUUUCUAAAGGCGCUGAUGAAGAGGUGACCACUCAUAACUCAACUGCUGCUGAAUGCAACAAACAGAAUGCAACCGUUAGCACCGCCAUCAUGGCUGUUAUUAACUCUGAAAAGGCUGUGAUGCAGCAUCUCUCUGAGCAACCAAUGUCCAGAUCAGACACAAAAUCAUCCACAGACAAAGUCCUGUUGCCUUCGGACAGUGCUGCUGCAGAGCAAGACUGUGGUGCAGCUGAAGACCAGACAGCCCAGUGCACUCUCCCUACACCCCCACCCAGCCCUCUUGACAGAAGGAGGGAGAAAAUGAGAUAUGGGAGGAGAUCUUCCCGUUCCGACUCCAGCUGCAGCUCUCGUUCCUCGUCGUCCUCCUCCAGCUCUGCAUCUCCCUCUCCAAAAAGACAAAAGCACCGGCAUAAGCGUUCAGAGAGCAGUUCAUGUUCGUCGUCUUCACGCUCCGUUUCUCGCUCUCCACCUCGCCGCUACAGAUGGUCUUACUCUAGGUCGAGAUGCAGCAGAUCCAGAUCCAGAUCUUGGUCCCAGUCUAGAUCCCCAUCCAGAUCCCGAUCGCCUUCCCCGCGGGUUUGCCGUAGGCAGUGGAGAGAUGUUUACAGCAGGGAGUCCAGGAAGCUCAAGAAAGAGCAUGAGAUGAGGAUUCAGAAACUUAAAGCCAUAGAAGAACGCAGGGUGGUGUAUGUUGGCCGCAUCUGCAGGUCUAUGACACAUGAUGAACUGAGGGAACGCUUCACUCAAUUCGGAGAAGUAGAAUGUGUGUCGCUUCACUUUAGAGAUAGAGGCGACCACUACGGCUUUGUCACAUUCUACAACAUGAAAGAUGCUUUUGCAGCCAUCGAUAAUGGCGGCAAACUGCGGAAGCCUGAUGAGUUGCCGUUUGACAUCUGCUUUGGUGGAAGAAGACAGUUCUGUAAUUCUCACUACGCUGACCUAGAUGCAAACAGAGAUGCAGAUGCAGACCCGUCUCCUGCCAAGAGCAAGAUUGAGGACCUUGACUUUGAUUCGUUGCUGAAACAGGCCCAGAGAGGAUUGAAGAGGUAGCAGAGCUGUGUGGGAGGACAAGAACACCAAGCUGCAUGUGGCACAGAUGAAACGAGCGCUUUUUUCAUGAACCUCAGAGCCUUAUGCUCGCACUUAUGUAACAACUUUCCAUGUUUGUUUUUUUUCUUUCAUGUUUUGACUCGUAAUAUGCAUGUUGUUUCUGAUGUGUAGAGUUAAUAUGUACGAAUAUGUAGCACUGUUCAUUUGAUAAUAUGUUGUUAGUGGAACCCACUAAAGAUUAAUUUUGCAUUCCAUAACACUGAUAAAGUUUUUUAUAUUUGUGUAUAAAAAUAAAAGCUGUUUCUGGUUGA